Messenger RNA from Musca domestica (house fly), 4383 nucleotides. RefSeq names its product zinc finger protein 665 (gene Clamp). Gene Ontology annotation, biological process: regulation of transcription by RNA polymerase II. The transcript is spliced from 7 exons. Gene Ontology annotation, molecular function: DNA-binding transcription factor activity, RNA polymerase II-specific; RNA polymerase II cis-regulatory region sequence-specific DNA binding. The record is from RefSeq and is a predicted model, not a curated record. Lineage: Eukaryota; Metazoa; Arthropoda; Insecta; Diptera; Muscidae. The coding region runs from base 871 to 2820 and encodes 649 amino acids.
AUUCAGUCUCAUUUUAACAACGGCAUAGAGUGAAAGCGAAAACGGAGUGAUUGACCACAAAGUGAUGGAAGUGUUUUAAUAGAACAAAAAAUAUUACAAAUAAAUAAAACAUUUAAGGAAUGAAAAAAAAAAACAUGAAAUAAUUAAAGAAGAUAAAGCAACAAAGUGAAACAAGAAAAUCUAAAAAACUAUAUAGAUUACGGUACUUUUCUCCAAUAAAAAUACAAUACUUCUUCUGUGAGUCGCCAUAUUUUUUCUCUGUCUGGCUUGUGUGUGGAAGAAAAAAGAAAUAUUCGGCGGAGAAGAAGAAGACAUGAAAUAGACCAACAAGCUCACACAGACACACACGUAUGCAUUCGUUGGUGAAGAAGUGAAAAGGCAUACAAAGACCGACUGUCGAACGAGAUAAAAAACGAGGUCUGCUGCAAAUGUUCGUUCGUUUCAUUCGUACGAAUGUGUGUGCUGCUGAAAGGCUGCCAUUCUAAACAACGUAGAAGAGCAGUAUCAGAAGUUUUGUGAAAAGAAAAAUUCUAUUCAAAAAAAGAAGAAAAAAAAAAUUAUUGUGCAUCUCAUGUCUGUGGUAUUCUAAAACUUUUGUUAGAAAAAGAAACAAACAAUAAUAAACCCAUUGAUGUGAGAAAAGAAAAAGGGAAAAACAAACAACAAAAAGAAAUUUCAAAACAUAAACACCGGAGACAAUUUGUGAAACGCCAGUAGCAGAAAACUAAAGGAAUUUCGUUUGAAAUUUCUAUAGAAAAUUUUGUGGAAUUUGUUGCUAUUGUCUGGCUUUGCUUGGCCGUCUUGUUGGGGAGGCUGUCGUGUGUAUUGCAUAAAUCAAAGAUUUCCCUUUUACAUCUUUGAGAUCUCCAAAUGAUGGAAGAUCUAACAAAAAAUAUAAUAUUUACCAAUGCUCUUGGAGCAAAUGUACAACCAACCAUACAAUAUCAGACAGCGGAUGGAACCAUACUCAAGCAACCAAAAAUUGAGGGACAAAAGGAUCAGCCCACAUUCUAUUAUACCACAACCAAUGGUAAUGGUGCCACUGUAAACUUGGCCCAACUGACCACGGACGACAACAAAACCUGUUACAUAGCCCAACCUGUGGGUGGUUAUAACUACGCCUUGGUUAAUGGUAUGCAAUUGAAUCAAUUAAAUCAGGGUGGUACAAUCGGUAUAGCAACACUGGAUCCCCAGGGACGUUUGCAAAUAGUAAAUCAAAAUAAACCACUAGCGGCGUCUCUUCAGACCAUCUCGCCCAUACAGAACACAAUUUCAAACAUAAGUUUUAAGUGCGACGUCUGUGGCUUAAUGUUUUCCCACUUGGCCUUGCUGAAUCAUCACAAACGAACCCAUGCCCAAGAUGGUAGCGAUCAACAGCAUCAAGGUCAAACGGAUGCAUUACAAUUGGUAAAUGCCCAGGGAUUGGUACAGGCACAAAAUAUCAUUGCCGAAAAUGGUCAAAUGGGACAGAUACAAAUUGUAGCCACAGAGUCUUUAGAACCGGCCAAUGCAGUAUUGCAGCAGCAAACAGCCCAACUACAGCAACAUCAGCAGCAAUCACAACAGCAACAACAAAAUUCCAACGAAGCUUUAACGCAGAACUCCGGAAAAAAUAUAAAAUUGGAACAAAGCAAAUGUACCACCUGCGGCAGUCAAAUUCUACAACCCUUGAAACGUAAAGGAUCUAAAAUAACGCGAUGUGAUACCUGUCUACAAAACGAGCAAGCUCAACAGCAAGCUGCAGCCCUGGCAGCCGCACAACAAGGUCAGCCAACACAAAUAUUUGUAGCCCCGGAUGGUGAGAUCAAAUUUGGUAUGAAUGAAUUGGCUAGUGGAAAUUCUGAAUCCUCCAUGGAUUCCUUAAGUGGUGGUGGUGGUGGAGGCGGCACGACCAUGAUCCAGCAGCCGGUACAAAUCAUCUCUACAAAUGCCCAAGGACAACAACAAAUACAAGUUGUUACAACGCAACAACCUGCGCCCAAUACAAAUUCAUCGACGGCGAAUGUCACUGUGAAACGUGAAGGUUGUACAGCCAAAAGGAAAUGUUCCUCGGCCAAGGUGACCAAAUGCAACAAAUGCAAUGGUUCGGGUAUGGUGUAUGUGGGCACGGGAGCACCUGCUUCGAAACAGAAUAACAUCCAGGCGGCUGUUGCCUCCAUUAAGACAGAAAAUGUCAAGCCCUUCACCUGCAAUAUUUGUGGAGGAACCUUUUCGCGAUACUCAAGUCUUUGGUCCCACAAAAAGCUGCACAGUGGCGAAAAGAAUUACAAGUGUACCAUUUGUGGACUGGCCUUUGCCAAGGCAGUUUAUUUGAAAAAUCAUGCCCGCAUACAUACAGGAGAAAAGCCCUACAAAUGUCAAACCUGUGGCAUGCAGUUCUCGCAAUCACCCCAUCUCAAAAAUCAUGAACGUACCCACAGCGGAGAACGACCCUAUGUCUGUGAGGUUUGUGACAAAGGUUUUGCCCGCCAUGCCACCCUGUGGAAUCAUCGCCGUAUUCACACUGGUGAAAAACCAUAUAAAUGUGAUAUUUGCGGUACGGCAUUCUCACAGGCGGCUCAUCUCAAAAAUCAUGCCAAGGUUCAUUCGGGUGAAAAACCAUUUAAAUGUGAUAUCUGCUUAGCUGCCUUUGCCGAUCGUUUUGCCCUGAAACGACAUCGUGGCAUUCAUGAGAAAUAUGGUCAAACAGCACCACGGCAACCGGCACAAGUGCCCGGCUCACAGCAACAGCAUAAUUCCUCCGAUCAAAUGAUACACAAACAGGAGAUGCCCGAUAUGGAUGAUGAUGCUCAACAUGAGGUGGUUAUAACUGGUUUAUAGACAAACCCAAAUAGAGGUAGAGGAGUCAGCGGGGCAGCAACAGGACCAGCCAGCAACAACAAUAACAACAACAGCAACAGUGGCAGUUUAUAUACAACAUAUCAACAACAUCAUCAACAACAUGGGGAGCAAUCGUCGUAUAGGACCAAUAAUUCAUCCACUACAUCAUCAACCCUAGUCUCAUCAGCUUCCACGGCUCAGUCAGUGGCAUCAUCGGCAACUUUACACCCGCCACCACCCCCAAGUGCUUCAUCGUAUUUACAUCACCAUCAUAGCUAUCAAACAUCGCUAACCCAGGCUGCUCAUGCCCAACCACCAGCGCAUUCUACAGCUCCAUUUUACUAUCAUCACCACCAUCAUCAUCACCACAUGAAUUCCAAUUUAGCCAAUAUAACUGAAGUAAUAGCCAUUAAUUCGGGACAUGUUAGUACUCUACUGACACCGCUAUCGAAACGGUAAUUGGUGGGCAGAGCGGUACGGCGGCUGUGCGAUGAGUUUGAAAUUACAAAAGCAAAUAAUGGAGAUUCCUGCCUCCCCAGAUGUGUGAAAGUGGUCAUUGUUGUCUUUCUUUAUUCAAAAUGAAAUUGGUGCUGUAUUUUCUUUUUCCAAAUAUUUCCCAUUUAAAGGAUUUGGUGUAAUUUAAGUGUAUAUAGAAAACUGAAUCUGUCGAAGAUUUGUCUACAACUACUCUUUUUGAAUUACUUAAGAUAGCCUAUUAUUUUUUAGCAAACCUAUUAUAACGAUAAUAGGCAAUCUUCCCAUUUUCGUUUUAUUAAUAGAGCUUAGCUUUUUUGUGUUUUCGAAAGCAAAUUUUCGAAUUGUUUCCCUAAUUGAAAGCUUUUAUUUUUUAUUUUAAGCCGCAAAACAACAAAACUGGUUGCAUGACAACAUAAAAACUAUUAAAAACAAAAAAACGUGUAUACAUUCACCUACACUUUUUACAAAUGAAUGGCAAUUCAUAACACCUUACAAAAAAAAACUUAGUUACAACAAAUAACUAUUAAAUAAUAGUAAUAAUUAUUAUUACAAUAGAUCAUAAGCAUAUGUCAUGAAUAACUUCAAUUACAUAAAUUAAAAAACAACAUUUCUUUGUACAUAAAAUAUAAAAUAAUUUUUCCUCUUUUUCUCCAAUAAUAUAUAAUAAAAAAUAUUUAAAAAAUAGAAAUUUUCUUAGAAAAAUGAAAUGAUUUUUUUCCCCGAUAGCUAAAGUUUUGUUUCUCUUUAGUUGUGAAGUAUUAAUGCCAACCAAGUUUUUUUUUUUUUUUUUAAUCAAUCUCCUUUCGUCGGAACUACUUCCAUUUAUGUAACUUAGAUGGAAUUAAACAAUUUUUGCUUAGAAGAAAAAAAAAACAAAGCAAUAAUAUUUGUACGUACUAAAUAUUAGUUUGUUAAUCUAAAAUACAAAAAAAAAAAAAGAAAGAGAAGCUAGUAAAUUACUUAACUUAAAUAUGUAUGAAAACUAAUACAAAAUAUUUUAUAAAUUAAUAUAAGCAACGAUUUUUUGUAUAACAAUACUUAUUUAUAAUAUAAAUUAAAAACAUAUUUGCCAACAAAAAAAAAAAA